UCGUGCAAGUACGGGACGAGUCCACUCUUGUUUCACUAUCGAUCGCGUUGUCAUUUCCACAAUCAAACAUGGCCCCUACAGUGGGGUAUUGGGGUCCUGUCACUUCUACAUUGGACUGGUGUGAAGAAAAUUAUGUCGUCCUUCCGUUCAUCGCCGAAUUUUGGAACACCAUCAGUAACUUGAUGAUGAUCAUCCCUCCACUGUGUGGGGCGGUGCUGGCCUACAGGGAGCGGCUGGAGGCUCGCAUCAUCUGGUGUCAUCUGGGACUCCUAGUCGUUGGUAUUGGAUCAUGGUUUUUCCACAUGACACUUCUAUAUAGCAUGCAACUACUGGACGAGUUACCAAUGAUAUGGGGGUCAGCGUUCAUGGUCUAUGCAUAUGCCACACUUUCAAGCCCUCCACAGAGUAACCACACAGGGCUAAAAGUAUUCGAGUUCCUCUACUGCAGUAUUGUUACCAUUGUGUAUCUGGUCAACAAGAAUCCAGUGUUCCAUGAGGUUGCAUACGGGUUGAUGGUAUUCUCCAUCCUAGCAUGUGCCGUCAGAACCAUGCUGAAGUAUGAGCAUUCCCUCACGCUGUUCGUGGUAUCCACCGUGUCCUACGGCAUGGGCUUCCUGUUGUGGAAUGUGGACAACACUUUCUGUGGACAUCUCAGGUACGCCAGGAAGAAUGUUCUAGGGGCAGCAGGGCCAGUGACAGAGCUACAUGCGUGGUGGCACCUACUGGCUGGUUUUGGAACCUAUCUCUCCUUUCUCUUUGUAACACACACCCGCUAUCUGUACUUGAAGAAACAACCAAAGAUAAAGUUUCUGCAUGGUAUUGCACCGUAUGUGACUGUGAAUCACGACAGGAGAUGACGCACCAGUGCCUGCUAGCCACGCCCCUCCAACCUGCGUCCCCCGAUCACUUGCUACACACGUACAGGAACAUCAUCCACAACACAUGGCUCAUGUCAUUCCGUAUACAUUUCUUCUCACAAAGGGCAUUUGUAUUGUUAUUUUGAUGUCGAAACCUCAGACUCAGUAAUCUCAAUUCAUUAUUGAAAUAGGCACAGUUUUUUGCCCACAAAGCUAUUUUACAAUUUUGUGGUUUGACUGGCUCAAUAUACCCCCAAGUCUGACUGCUGGUUGCUAGGAUACGGCUGUAUAUUGUAAACUGCAGUAUAUGGUUCCAGUCUGACUGCUGGUUGCUAGGUUAUGGCUGUAUAUUGUAUACUGUAGUAUAUGGCUCCAGUCUGACUGUUGGUUGCUAGGAUACGGCUGUAUAUUGUAUAAAGCAGUAUAUGGCUCCAGUCUGACUGCUGGUUGCUAGGAUACAGCUGUAUAUUGUAUCCUGCGGUAUAUGGCUCCAGUCUGACUGCUGGUUGCUAGGAUAUGGCUGUGAUUUUGCCGACUAGGUUGAGUCAGCUCACACACACACUUGCUCAUAUUGUCCUGCAAUCGUGGACUUUAUCAUUUAACAUGCUGUUGUUUCCUCUGUCAGUUUUUAAUGGUUUUUAUUUAGAUAUUUUGAAAUAUAAAUGGGAAUUCAAAUAUGUAUAUGUAUAUCUCUUCAAAAUCUGUAUUCUUGUAAUGAAUGAUAAACUGAGUGAAAUAUGGUUUAGAGAAGCUGAAAUAUUUACUUUGUGGUGAAUAUUAUAUCACUUCUGGGGCUUGUUUGUUCAUUGUUUUCUCAUGUGAUUGUCAGUGACAAAAGCUAGUAUUACCAAGAAUGUUCUCCGGUGUUUUCUUGAAGUAGUUCUUGCAGGGCCAAAAGAUCCCCAAGAUUUCACUUACAGUAGUGAGAUGGAAACUGUCCUAUGUAUGCUACUCUAAAUAUGUUAAGGAACACACCAUUUUUUUCAUAUGACUAGAGUUAAUCUGUAAUGCCAAUCUUCCCGAGGCAAAGAAGUUAACUGACUGUAAAAGUCCAGUUUCCACCCUUGCAGAACUAGACUGGAAUUUCGUGGCUCAAAUGUAUUGUGAGUUCAUUAACCAAUCAGAUUCCACCACUCAUAUCACUUGCAUUUUGCUUCAAAUGCAGUCAAGGCGAUCAUUAAUCAAGAUCUUGAUUGUUGUAAAAACGGGUCUUACCCCGUACAGUGCAUCAAAUCAACUAUAAAACUCAACAAUUCCAGCCUAGUUUGUCAAGGGUGGAAACUGGACUUUUUACAGUUAACUCCCUGCCUCAGGAAGAUGGUCCUGUCCUGACAGAGUAACUGCAGUCAAAUGAACAAAUCAAGCAUUCUUUAACUUCCUUUUAGUAGUAUAUUAUAACUAAUUACUUUGAAGCAUAAAAGCCUUGAGAAAUAACUUCAUGGCACAUAAUUGCAGAGUGCGAUACAUUUGAAAGCUGACUUGAUCACUUUUCACAAUAACAUUGUCACUAUAUAUGCUUUUUAAUGAAGGAUUCCUAAGAUCUAUUUUUGUACCUUUUCUCAAUGAAUAUUUGCCAUUGAUGGGUUUGAAUGGUGGAACCUUCAGCUCCUACAUCAGCUGUUUGCAGGACUAUCCAGCAUACUUGAGACAUCAUCCAGGCAUCAUCGUCAUCAGGAUGAAAUUCCAUCAGAAAGCGUUUAUAUUCCCCUUGAUUAGAGAGGACAUUUGUGUAACCUAGGUAACACUCUCUCAAGUGAUUAUUGUCAAACUUCAGAUGUCCAGUUUUAUUUUCAGCCUCAUUGAUCUUGGUAGCCAUGAUAACAAUGAGAAAUAAUGCUGGAUAGUAAAAGUUUUACAAAUAUCGUGUUAGUUAGUGUUGGCUUGAAGUAACACAGCUAUUCAGUAUGUGUGCUAGGCCAUGAAGAUAUUCAUGGUUGUUCCAUCAUUGCCACAAAGUCCAUCUUCCUGAGGCAAGUGUUUCCACCCUUACCAUUUCAAGCCUACUAUUCUGUGCUAAACCAUCAGACUAUUAAAAAUAUCGAUAGUUCAAACAGAUACAAAAAUUAAGCAGAUACUGAUAUUUUCGAAGUGGUUUAAAGUUUUCAAUCAACUUGCCCAGGUACUUUUUUAUGUUUGAGUGCAAACUUCAUUGUUCUUUAAACUCCAACGACUGAACCCUUAUCACAGUGACAGUGAUUUCUUAUGAAUAUGGAAAGGGUUUUGUUGCUUUUAUUAUUGUGAAGCCAUUCAAAAAUGUAAAGCGAUCUGAUUGGAUAUUGCGUUUUCAUCACAUGGGACAGAACUCAUGUUCUACAUGCGGUGGCAACAUGAUCUAGCGAAGAAAAGGAGGCUUGAAAUCACAAGUGUAGAAACUAGGCUUUGAUGCAGGCUAGUGGGCACUCUGACCCAAGGAAGAUGCACAAAGUCAUGAAUGGUUUCACUGUAUUGUUCAUAGUGGUAGACCUGUUGUUUAUUAGAAAUCUGUUGACAAUUUUUAAUAAAACAGUAUUAAGUAUUGCUCUGGUUAAUGUGCAUGACAGCUUCAUUGUCAUUUUGUAUUUUUAGUGAUUCUUGCAGCCUGCUGCAAUGGGGGUUUGUUGUUGUUUAAUGUCUUCAUCAGAAGUAACACUUGUUUUGUCACGGUCAGUGUUGAUCUCACUUUUCUCACUGCCUGUUGUUUCCAUUAAGUCCCGAACAAUAAUUUGACAUAAUGGUGGCAUAAUCAUUGGCUUGUCGCAGUAAAGACAAAUGUUCCGUUUCCCGCAUACCGUAUCUGCUGUAAUAAGUACCUUGGGCGAUAAACAAUUGACAAGGGGGCAUUUAUUUAAACCAAAACAUUUUUUUCAGUGAUCAAGUGUAAGUGAACAAACUUUAAAUGUGCAUGAAACUAAAAUGUUUUUGAUAAUAUUUCACUCUACGGUACUGUUUUUCAAGAAAAUAUGGACUGUUAUGAAAAGUUUUGAUCUUAGAAGGGUGUGCUAAAUUAAAUUAAAUAGAUUGGUCUAGAAUUUGGUCAUGGGGGCUUAUUGAAUCAGGGCGCUUACUACAGCGAAUAUGGUAGGCACAAUAUGUGAAGCCUUUUCUUGUGUCCCCUGCCAUGAUAGGGCUGGAGUGUGGCAAGUGUACCAGUUACACACACAUGCAAUAUGAAGUGUUCAGACUCAAACAGAGUUCAGACAAAAGUACCUCGUAAAGGUUUGUGAAGCAAGAACUAACUCAGAUACUUGGUCCUAAAUUAGUAAAUAAAUGUAACAUCUGCGACCCUGACAUUUUUGUCACAUCCUCAACAAGGCAGUUGAUGAGGUGUUCGAUCUAACACGGUUCUCAAGCAAGUUAUAUAACCUGCUUUAUAACGGCGUUGCACCAUCCGUACAGCUUGUCAGUAAUGACGUCGACUUCAACCCAGAGAUCCUAUACCUCAACUUACAAAACAUAAAACACUAUGAUCAAAAAGUAAAUUCUUGAUUUCAGAUGUUUCUUUCCUCCAUGUAUGUGUGGCCACAUACAGAAGGCAACAUGACCUGCGUUGUGACCGCCAUGAAUAUGAAUUAGUGGCAGGGUUCAAUAUUUUGCAGGGGUGAUGGGUAUGGUACAGCAGGUGUAUAUGCUCUACUGUGCUUGACAGUGCUUUGUGUGCGGAACAUCCAUAUUCAUAGGGGCGGUCAGGUAGCCUAGUGGUUAAAGCGUUCUCUCGUCACGCCGAAGACCCAGUUCGAUUCCCGACAUGGGUACAAUGUGUGAAGCCUUUUUCUGGUGUCCCCCGCCGUGAUAUUGCUGGGACAUUGCUAAAAGCUGUGUUAAACCAUACUCACUCACUCAUUGCAUAUUCAUAAGCCUUUGGUUAUUUUUAAGGUUAGUUGAAUUGAUCAGUACAGUUACCGGUCUAAGGACCGCCCCUUGGUCUAGUGGAUAGAGCAUCUGCUUGUAUAGCUGAAGGGCGGUGGUUCGACCCCUUAUACUCAAAAACGUAAAAAGAUGGUAAUUUGUUGUUACCCUGCAGGCACUCGGCAUUAAGGGGCUAAAACAAGGAUUGGUCGGCUCAGAGUCAGUAUACUGUGUCUGAGCACGGACUUGUAUAUAGGUGUGUGGUCUGAGUGAGGUAUCCAUGUUAAACUGCGGUAUGGUAUCUCGGUGGGCUAGUACAAGCAGCACCCCACAACACAUGCAUGCAUGCACAUUACUGUAUCAGUGCCACAAUUUUGAAGGUGAUGUUAAUCCCAUCCCACCUCUCCUGUCUGAGUAAAUUAGCAGUGACAGUGGCCUGAGACAAGGUGUACAGUUGUCUCACUUGUGUGAGAGUGGUUCUGUCACCUGUAAUAGUGUGCGGUGUACAGCUACAAGCUGUGUAAACUACCCACACGCCCACGUGACAAACCACCUGUAAUAGUGUCUGGUGUA
Messenger RNA from Haliotis rufescens (red abalone), 5255 nucleotides. Its product is annotated as alkaline ceramidase 3-like. Gene Ontology annotation, cellular component: endoplasmic reticulum membrane. Gene Ontology annotation, biological process: ceramide metabolic process; phytosphingosine biosynthetic process. The record is from RefSeq and is a predicted model, not a curated record. NCBI's taxonomy places the organism in Eukaryota, Metazoa, Mollusca, Gastropoda, Lepetellida, Haliotidae. The transcript has 11 exons. Bases 69 to 857 code for a protein of 262 amino acids.